Messenger RNA from Benincasa hispida (wax gourd), 1878 nucleotides. Its product is annotated as phenolic glucoside malonyltransferase 1-like. NCBI's taxonomy places the organism in Eukaryota, Viridiplantae, Streptophyta, Magnoliopsida, Cucurbitales, Cucurbitaceae. The record is from RefSeq and is a predicted model, not a curated record.
GUGAAUGUAAAGUCGACGUUUGAAAUAUGAAAAUCGAAAACUCUUCGGUUGAGGAUCAUGGGAUCCUUUUCUAUCUGUCACCAUUUCCGUAAUUUCAAAUAAUUGAUCCGAAAUUAUUAUCUUAAAGUACAGGAAAAAGGAACUAAAUUAAGCAUAAAAGCAUACCCAUAUCUCACUUCUUGCAACUAUGAUAAUGGAGCAACAAAAUCCAUCAAUGGAGGUUUUGGAAGUCUGCAAAAUUUCUCCCUCACAAUCUCCUCCCUCUGACUUCUGUCUUCCUCUGACUUUAUUCGAUCUUAUGUUCUUCCUAAGCCCCCCGACAGAACGCAUUCUCUUUUACUCCCCCUCAAAUCACCAUCUUCUUCCCUUCGAUUCAUUCCUCCAAAUUCUCAAACAUUCCCUCUCCCUCACACUUUCCCAUUUCCUCCCUCUCGCCGGCAAUCUCGUUUGGCCAAAUCACUCCCCACAUCCCUUCAUUCUUUACAAGCCCGGCGACUCUGUUUCCCUCACCGUCGCCAAAACCGACGCCGAUUUCAACCAUCUCUCUUCAAAUCAACUCAAAAUAGCAAACCAAUCUCAUUUCCUCGUCCCCUAUCUCCCAAAAUCUCAAUCCAUGGCUCCAGCUAUGUCUCUUCAAAUCACUCUGUUUCCCAAUUCUGGAUUCUCCAUUGGCAUUACGACCAACCAUGUCGUUGCUGAUGGCAGAACUUCCACUCUGUUCUUGAAAUCAUGGGCUUCCAUUUCCAAAACCAAUAAUAAUAAUCAUCGCCCUACUCCAGUUUUUGAUCGAACAGCUGCUACCAAUGAUCCAAUUAAUGGGUUGCAAUCACUUUACAAUAAGUAUUUUGAAACAUUCAUUUCAAAUCCCAAAAGCCGUCUUACAUCACUUACUUCAAAAGUGGUCCUUUCCGACGAUGUGGUUAGUGGCACGUUUGAGCUUAAACGUGCUGACUUAGACAAUCUAAGGAGAAAAGUGAAUGAAGUUUCGUCAUCGAUUCGACAUUUAACGACAUUUGUAUUAACGUUCGCUUAUGUCUCGACAUGUCUGGUGAAAUCGCAGCGAAUUGAAGGAGGAAGUAAGAUUGCUUUGUCGUUCUUGGUGGAUUGGCGGCCUCGUGUGGAAACAUUAGGAGGGGUUAAUUAUUUUGGUAAUGGGGUAAGUGGGUAUGCGGUGAUUUUUGAAGGGAGGGAAUUUGAGGAAGAGAAUGCUAUGGCGACGGUUGCGAAGAAGAUAAGUGAGGGAAUAACAGAGAUAACAGAGGUUGUGAAUGAGAAGAGAUUAGUGGAAAUGUUGGAAGAAAAUGCUAUGCGAUGGAGAAAUGAGAUGCCAAUAGAUAAAACAAUUGUUGUUGGGGGAUCGCCAAGGUUUGGAGUUUAUGAGAUUGAUUUUGGGUGGGGAAGUUGUAAGAAAGUGGAGAUGGUUUCGAUAAAUCCAAGUGGGAGUUUUUCAAUGGCAGAGAGUAGGAAUGGGAAUGGAGGAGUUGAAGUUGGAAUUGCUCUUCCUGAGAAUGUUAUGAAUGUUUUCUCUUCCCUGUUUUUUGAUGGAGUGAAAUAGAAGUUUCGAUUAUAAAGUGUUUUAUAUUUCUAUUUUUAAAUAUGAAAAUAAGUCAAUUUAUUUAUAAAUAUAGUAAAAUAUCAUUGUGUAUCAUAUCUAUUAGUAUCUAUCACUGAUAUUGACAGAUGUAUUUCAGUGACUAUCAUUGUCUAUCAAAUAUAGUAAGAAAGUUUAUAAGUGAUAGACAAUGAUAUUUUGCUAUAUUUGAAAAUAUUUCUUACAGUUUUGUCAUUUAAAACAAUUAUCAUUUAUAUUACAUUAUGUUAUUUAGUUUAUGUUCAUUCUCAUAUGUAAAACCUCGUUGGGUCUCAUUUAAUGUUGUA